UCACUUUCUUUUCUCCUACACUUACUAUUUCACUCUACACUUUUUUCCCCCAAAUCCUCUUCCCCUCUGCGCGAUGAGUCCAACUAUUGCCAACUGCUGAAGAACUCGUAAGGGUGUCAUUGUUUCUUGGUGAUUAUUCUUAUAAGAUGUUGCCUGAGGGAAGAAAGCAUUGUCAAGGUUUACCUCCUGACGUCCUUAUCAACCUUCCUGAUAAUGUAAUCGAUGUCAUUCUGAUGUGUUUGCCUUGUAAAGAUGGUGUGCGGACAAGCGUAUUAUCGAAGAAAUGGAGGUAUCACUGGUGUAGACUUGCAAAGUUUGAGCUUGAUGAAUCUCUUUGGAGAACACAAAAGGAUCGACUUUACCCUACAGUUAGACUUGCAAAGAUUGUUUACCAGCUUUUGACCCAUCAUGAAGGACCGAUUACUAAGUUUAAGCUCCGCAUUGCUCAUGCUGAUCUGAAAGAAUGUCCUGAGAUUGACAAUUUCAUAUAUUUCCUGUCUAGGAAAGGCAUUCAACAUCUUGUUCUUCACCUUCCAGAGGACGGUAUAUACAAAUUGCCUUCUUCACUUUUCAUAUGUUCACAACUAAGGCAUCUAAAUCUUCACGAUUGUUUAAUACAUCCUCCACCGGCCUUUAAAGGGUUUGAUAGGCUAGUCAGCCUGGAACUAUGUAGAGUCACAAUUUCUUCUGAAUUGCUCGGAAGUUUAAUAUCUCAUUGCCCGUUGCUUGAGCAGUUCGUGCUGAAAAUCUCGGAAAGUUUAAACAUAAUUGAAAUUAAUGCUCCAAUGCUGAGAUCCUUUGAUUUCACAGGUAGUAUAAGUUCUAUCUGUCUAAAGAAUGUCCCUCUUAUGGCAAAAGCAUCUCUAAUGCAUGAGGGUUCUUCUAGGGAGGCAGAGAAUUUUGAUUAUGCAAAGUUUUUCGAGUCAUGUUCUUCUCUCGAGCACCUCCUAUUAAACUUCAAAUAUGGCAAGUUCUUUGCAGAUGAAACACCGACAAGGCUUCCCUUUGAUCUUAACCGUCUCAAACAUUUGCGCCUGUCUAAUAUUGUGGUGAAGGAAUCAUAUAAGCUCUCAUGUGCUCUCUGCUUGAUAAGAAGCUCCCCAUAUUUAGAAUAUCUCGAAAUUGAGAUCUAUGGAUAUUAUGAUGGUGCUCCAGAAUCCCUUGAACUCGAACGUUUCUCAGAUAUCACAUUUAAUCACCUCAGGGAAGUUACGCUAAUAAAAUUUGGAAGAACAACGCUUGAGAUGCAGCUUAUCAAGCUUUUGCUAGCCAAGUCGCCAAUGUUGGUGAAAAUGCUCAUCUAUCCAGUAUUUAAUCUUGAGACAACAUCAGAAAUACUCGAUGAGCUAUCAAAGUUUGGGCAUGCAUCACCUAAAGCGGUAAUAGUCUACUAUGAUAAAAAAGAAGUAAUAGUCAACUUCUCAUGAUCUUUGGCGGAAACAUUUCAAAGUUAAAACUGAAUAGAUAGAAACAGAUGUUGAUGUAGUAUUAUAACAUUGUGUUUUGCCUUUUUGUAAUAAGAUAAAGAGACGCGCGAAUAUUUGUUUAGGAACAUGAGCAUUUCUGGAAGGAUGUUUUGGUUGGUUUGUUAAGGAUUUUCACUUUUAGUGUCUGCUUAUGAAUGAUUUGUUGAAUUUGACAUACACAUGAGUAUACUGUGGUGGUUUAUUCAAUAUUA
Molecule: messenger RNA, 1678 nt
Organism: Nicotiana attenuata
Lineage: Eukaryota; Viridiplantae; Streptophyta; Magnoliopsida; Solanales; Solanaceae
Product: F-box/FBD/LRR-repeat protein At1g13570-like
Exons: 4
Coding region: 147-1427 (426 amino acids)
Molecular function (GO): protein binding
Source: RefSeq, a predicted model, not a curated record